UCCGUGCGACGGGUUUGAGAAGACGAGUCAUUUGGGAGGUCUGUCCCAGUCUCAGGACCUCCUUACCCAUGGAAAACUUCGAGUCCGGCUCUGGCUCGUCCAUCUCUACAGACAUGGGAAACCUUAUGUUCGUAAAUUGAUAAUGUGUGUGGCAAGGAGACUUUAAUUUGUUGUGUUAUACGUGCCGUUUUUUGCGAAGGUGGACGUGGUGGACAAGCGCACAAUGUUGGUGUGUUUGUGGGACUGGAUUUUAAGUUUCGAAAAGAAACGCAAUGGUUCAGCUUGGGAUGGAAAGUUGCCCCAAGAAGCAAGUUGUCUUUUGUACCAGUACGCACUUCAGACAGGAAUUAGUGAGGAGACGCAUGUAAGCACAAUAACAACUUUUUUAAUUUAUAAGAUUCAACAAUUCUCACCUCGCCUCGUCAUAUUAUUUUACCUUGGCCCAAUCUCACCUCACCCCGAAAUAUAACAACACAUUAACGGACUGACUUGUAUAAAGUGAUCCUACAACACGAUUUAACGACACAAUGAAGAAAUUGCUCUUAUUGCAGUCGAAUGACAAAAAUUUGACCAAUUUCUUUCAAAGAUAGCCACUACGAAGUAAUUUCAUCAUGAGCAUCAUGUACAUUUCCACACUUGCAAUUGCAUCUUUGCGUAUUUUCAAUGUAAAAUUGUACCCAAAUUGGAAAGUUGUGCCCGUAUUCGUAACACUUUAUGUGUUGUUUGCGAUUGCUACUUAGGGCCCUUAACAAGGCCCGACGCUCUUUUAAUUUUUCUUGCAAGGGAGGUCGUACGGACCUCCCACUUUUUGAAAUCUAAAAAUACACUUAAUCUGCAUUGCUUGUAGUCUUACAUCCGUUGGGAGGCCUACUCCAAGCACAAGUUGGACAUUGACGGUCUCGACGCCCCCUUGAAAGACUUGGGUGGGGUUUUGCAAAAGAGAAAAUCCUCCGACGACAAACUUGGGAUUGACGACUCGCAACUUUCAGUUGAAAAUUCCAUUCUAAUUUUGAUGGACGAAAGUAUCUUCCCCAUAAUAAGGAACCACUUGAAGGAGACGGAAGGACAAGUGAGCAAGGCGCUCAAGGCGUACAAAAAUUGUGAAGACGUUCUGUCCAAAUAUGAACCAAGUUUUGCUCUUCCCGUAAUUCGAGGCCUGUUGGAAAAAGCGCUUCGUCUCUGCUUCCUCGAGUGGUAUCAAGCAACGUACGCCUUAAGAGUGCAGAGCGUACGAAGUGUCGAUGAAUGUCAACGAGUAAAGUUGUACGUUGAUGUAAUCACAGACGUGAACAAGUUGCUGACAAUUGGUAUGAAGAGGUGGCAUCCCGAAUUUUGGAUGUUGGCACAGUACGAGUCCUACACGCCCAUUAUGUACGAUGAACUCCAGAAAAUGGUGAACCAUGACAUUGAAAUGAUUUGCUGGUCACUGCUCCGACAUUACAAUGACAACAAGCGACUCCGGAAAAUGCUCACUGAUCGAAACAGGAAAGAGAACGAAUGCACAAUUUCCGCUCUCUUCAGCCUGUACGCAGGGACGCAAACAUUUGUCGAGGCACAACACCAAAUCUUUACAGAAAGUCCGCAGUACGACAAUUUAGCCAACUAUCAUAAAUGGUUUCGACCCAUCCUCGUCUUAUGGCUGGGAUUCGCAGUGAUUCGAGGUUCAGAAAUAAUCACGCGAUGUGUCAACAUUGACACGGUGUCGAUGGACAAUAUUCACGCCCAGACCAGCACAUCCGCCCUGGACACGGCUGCCGUCAUCCACCAACUCGUCCAGUUCUGGGAGAGGCUGAUGUGGCCAGACGUCUGUGAAAAUUAUGUCAUAAUUCACUUUCUCAUCGAGGUCAUGUGCUACUUCACUGUCCUCUAUGCGGAGAGGAAGCUGGAGAAGUUGGAGUUGGAAGGCUACUUUGAUACCAUCGACCAAUUUGACAUUUCCGAACGACUUUGCAUAGCGCUGAACAAUAUUGAGUACGUGAAGGAGGCGUUGGAAGGGAUACCCGAAGAAAUCAAGUACGAUGCUCUGAUUCGCGAGUUGGAGGACAAAUGUGGAAUAACAAGAGAGACUUACAACUAUCGCAUACGACUUAAACAAGUCUUCACUUUCACUUAUGUCAAUGUAGAUCUCAUUUUUAACAGUAUAUUGGAAGGAGUUGGAAAACGGGUGCGACCGGAAAUCAAGCGUUGCGUCAGAGAUUGUCUCGAAAUUGUCCAGGCCAAUUUGUCACGGUCAGGAAGAGAAAGUUCGAGAGACGCCCUAGACCCAAUUUUUAACUAUAUUGACAGCAACAUUAUAACGCUGGCCAAAUCCCUGCUGACGUUAAACUUUGCUCGGAUGCUGCAACUAUUUUGGGACAUUAUUCUGAGGGAACUGCUUUACGCAGGGUCAAAUGUUGAGGUAAAGGGAGGAGAACAGCAGAAAACCGUUUUUGACCGACUCCUGACCAUGUUACCCAUGUUGCGAACAUAUUUCCACAAUAAUGACGGAGGUCUGAGCGAAGAUGAGCUAAACACACCGGUCUAUUGGGAAGUCCAUGAUGUGAUGAAUAUGUACACUUUGGAGACGCCUGCAAUCAUCAGCCAUUUUUAUCGAGUCAGAGGGGACAGCCAGGUGUCAGACCCCAAGACAGCACCGUAUGGGAUAUUGACAGUUCGGGCGAGUUACUGGAAUGGAAAACUAACCGUGGAGGUAAUUGCUGCAUAUAAUUUGGUGGCGAUGGACGACGCUUUCCAGCUUUGGAACCUCUGCAUGAAAUCUCAGCCAAGCAACGAUCCCUAUGUGGAAGUAGAAAUACAGCCCGAGAGGAAGUUUAGCAAUAUAAGAACUUCGAGAACCAAAGUGCAACGGAAAACGGUAAAUCCGACAUUCAAUGAGAAAUUCCACUGGGAUGUUUCUCAAGAGGAGUCGGGACAGGAGGAUGCAGUUAUUCUGUUCACUGUGAAGGAUUACGAUUUUCUAAGUCACAACGAUUUCUUGGGAGAAGCUGUAGUUCCUUUUUCUAAAAUUCCAGGAAUAGCAGCUAAACCAAUUCCUCAGCCGAUGCAUCUAAAUUUGAGAGUUGUAGAGCCUAGUCAUACUCUCCACAUUUUCAAAUCUAGACACUGGGAUCCCGAGUCUCAGAGAUUUUAUGAAAGACAUGCAAAACGUGGUUCUGUAGAAUAGAUGAAUGAUAAUGAUAAUAGAAAUGUAUUAAUUAUGUGGUUAAAUAUGGCUAAAUGAAACAAGUGACAAUAAUAAAGGCCAAUGAGCACAGA
Molecule: messenger RNA, 3255 nt
Organism: Folsomia candida
Lineage: Eukaryota; Metazoa; Arthropoda; Collembola; Entomobryomorpha; Isotomidae
Product: protein unc-13 homolog 4B
Exons: 9
Coding region: 1013-3163 (716 amino acids)
Source: RefSeq, a predicted model, not a curated record